This is a messenger RNA of Exaiptasia diaphana, 3701 nucleotides long. Its product is annotated as amino acid transporter AVT3B. The record is from RefSeq and is a predicted model, not a curated record. NCBI's taxonomy places the organism in Eukaryota, Metazoa, Cnidaria, Anthozoa, Actiniaria, Aiptasiidae. Gene Ontology annotation, cellular component: vacuolar membrane. The transcript is spliced from 6 exons. Bases 154 to 1743 code for a protein of 529 amino acids. Gene Ontology annotation, molecular function: amino acid transmembrane transporter activity. Gene Ontology annotation, biological process: amino acid transmembrane transport.
UGGUAAGUGUUCACGUGACGUAAACACGAGGAAGGUUCAAUGUCCUGUUCCUGCUUGAAUUUCAGGUUUUCUUUCCUUUUAUUCCAAGAAUAUUCAGACUUAGCUCUUGAAUAAUAUUCUGAAUGUCGAGUUUUAGCGUUUAAAGAGAGAAAAAUGGACCAUUCAGGGACUUAUUUGUCUUCAGACGCGAGAAUUGUUACACCAACAGUAUGGCAGCAGUUUGUAGACUUUGCCAAUGUCUUGAAGGCUUUUAUUGGGACAAGCUAUCUUUCAUUACCAUUUGCAUUCAAGCAAAGUGGGCUGGCACUUGGCAUCGUAACCCUAGUAAUUAUAGCAGCAAUCACAGACCACUGCUGUCAAAUGAUAAUAAAAUGCAAAAUAAUGGCAGUUGACCUCAUCCUUGAAUCCUCUCAACACUACAAAGAAUUGGAGAAUGAAGAAUGCUAUGAGGAAAUGCGAAAACUUCGAGAGGAAGUAGAGCAAGAAAUGACACUUGGAGACAUUGGACUUAUUGCCAUUGGAAAGUGGGGAAUUCGUAUCGUCAACAUUGCUCUUAUAUUGACACAAACAGGAUUCUGUGUUGCAUAUUUUAUUUUUAUUGGAAACACUUUGAAAGAUAUGUUCCCUAUCAAGAUGCAUAAAUUAUCUGAUAAGCAAAAUGUCACCAUAAGUUAUACAAUGAACAGUGAACAACUUAGAAACUCUACACCGCUGGUGUCUCUUCUCAUUGGUCAGGGAACUGCCCCUGCCUUUGUUCUACUUCUUCUCAUUCCUUUUCCAUUUCUUGUUUUGAUGUCAUUUGUGCGGUACGUCAGAAAACUUGGGCCAAUCAGUGGGGUGGCAAAUGUGGCCAUUUUAGCUGGAUUCAUAGCUUUAUUAAGUCAUGUCUUGAAAGGACUUCACUUUAAACUAGAUGAAGUGACUCAAGCUAACUGGAUAACAUUCCCUAUUUUCUUUGGACAAUUAACAUGUGCCUUUGAAGGCAUUGGAUGUAUUAUUCCAAUCGAGUCUAGCAUGGGAAGCAACAGACCAAGAUUUCCUCUUUAUCUUCACCUUGUCCUGUGCCAAGUCUCUGUUGUUCUAGGGUCAUUUGGAGUCUUAGGAUACCUGGUUUAUGGCUCUGAAGUACCACAGAUUGUCACAAAUACACUUACUGGUGAUAUAUUCUCACAAAUCAUCCGAGUGACUCUGAUUGUCGCUGUGUUAUUUACCUAUCCAUUGCAACUUGUCCCUGUYRUAAGGAUCACAGAGGACUUAGUGUUUGGAAAACGAGGGAAGAAAAAAAAGUCACACCUUUCUGAACUAGUUGCUGGUCAUAGCAUGGAAAAGAAUCCGGGGUCGAUUAAUUAUCCAAACAUCGAUGGCAGCCAUGAAAGUCAAAAUCAUGAAACAGAUCCCAUUCUUGCAAGCACAGAAGAAAGAGCUGAACAGCCCUUUGUGUAUAAGAAACUCACUUGGAAGCGAAAUGUCAUCCGAACCAUCCUAGUAACGGCCACGGCUGCGCUUGCGUUGUUUCUWAAGGAUGAAUUUGCUUAUGUCAACGCGUUCAUUGGCUCGAUGGGGAGCUCUGUUUUGGCGUACAUUCUUCCGUGUGCUUUUCACUUAGUUUUAUUUAGGAAUACUAACACAGGUUUUGUAGUAAUUAAAAACAUCGCUUUGAUUUUAUUUGGUAUAAUAGGAGGGAUUGUUGGUGUGGUUAUGACAGUCAGGACUAUAAUAAGCGACUUAUCUCAUAAAAAAUAGAGUAUUAUUAUUUUAAGAUGCUAGAAUUUAGGUCGUUUACAGCUCUGACUUUGGUAAGGAAAACAAAACAAAGGAAAACGAAGCAUUAGGACGUUAUUGUCUUCGGGAAACGACGCACCUUGUACAAGAAAUCUUUACAUUAGAUGCUGGAUAUUCCGAGAUUUGUUUUCUUCUGGUUGACGACGACGCGCGUGCCAUGCGAAUUUCCCGCCUUUUUUGGUUGUUGAAAUUACUUGCCUCGCACAUGAAACUGAAGACCGAAAGUUCGUAUAAAGUGGUUUUUACUAAACAUUCUAGCGUUCGUUUUAUUUUUAUUUCGAUUGGGAAAUUAUUGCAAGUCAUUCACAUUGAAUUAACGACUGCGUGAACUGGUUGUCGAAUAGAAAGCGGCCGAUUAGCUUGGCUUAAGCAAUUCAGUUCUGUGGAGUCAUGUGCAAAAUGAAAAUAUGGCAAUUUUAGAAUACUGUAAAAUAUUGUUUUUAUAAAUUAAAACUCACAAAUUUUCGUGUGCAUAUAAGCCUUAAAUUUUUAAAAUUAAUAUUUUAGCUCUAUUUAAGGACAUUUUCGUAAAUUUUGCAUUGAUUUUUUGUGGCAAUCACGGGCAAAAUGUUAUAAAGGCAAUGAUUGAUGUUUAAAAUUAUAUAAUAAACCCAAACACGUCAGGAAGAGAGCAAGACAAAAGAAACAUGUCUUUGUUUAUUCCAUCUUACUAAUUGGUUUGUGAAGCUUAAAAAAACAAAUUAAGCUAUAUAUUCAGGUUGCUAAGGGCCGACCCUGCAAGGCAAAAUUUUACAAAAUCUACACUAAUAGGACUAUAAAGCUUUUAUAAAUUUACAAAAAAAUGCGCGCAUGAAGUCCUAAAAAAUAUUCUUGCACGGACAAAAUCUCCCCCCUCCCCCAGUCUAAUGGAUCGCCCAUUAUGAAAUUUGGAGGUGCCGCCAGAUAGAAAAAAUACUUGAAAAACACUUGAUAUCAAAAAAGUACUGUUCAUUACGUCUUGACGGCGCCCAUGUUAGCAGGGGUCAAAUAAUAAAACCUGUUUACUUAGUGUGUUUUUGUUAGAGCGAAACUCGUAUGACUGUGAAAAAAACGCGACACUUUGAGCCGUAACCGUGCCGUAACGGUGACGUAACUGUGACAUCAUCCGUGCCUUUGCACAUCCAUACGAAAUCCGCUCUGUGCUAAUAUAUUUUUGUUAAUAUUUGUUCCCUGCUGUCAAUAUGCGGGCGCCGCAUCGUCGAAAUACUCAGUCAAUAGCCCACAUUCGGCUGACUACCCACCCGCAAAAGAAUUUAAGACGAGGCUCAGUGAAACAAUAGAUAAUCCAUUUGUUUCCCCUUUGAGUCUCGUCUUCAGUUCUGCGACCAUUAAUUAACUGCAAGGAUAUUGAGAAUGGGUUAUUUUACUCUUAUUUUUUUAACAUCACCAAUAUUAACACAUCAAUAUUUAUAAGCACUAUUAYUGCGAUAACCCGACAUAAUAAAAAUGAUUAAGAAAUUUCUCAAACUUUUUUUAACUAACAGGGCCAGAUCUCAACCAAAUUUAAAGACCUCUAUAAAAGAAACGCCUAAUUAUUAUAACUAAAAAACUAAUUAUUUUAUCGUAUAAUUAUCUAUGAAAUACCUAUAUUUCUUUCUUUCGGAAUCACAUUCGAGGUUUUUCUAUAUACUGGAAGUACAAAAGAUAUUUUACGACAAAAUUUGCUAUCAUAAAUAAUUACAUGAUAAAGCAGAAUAUUACAUUGUCGCUUGAAGAUACGAAUUUUAUCUUCUCGUGUUGAAAAUCGCUAUGUUACUCGUGAGAGAUCUUUUGAACACUCGAAGAUAACAUCCGUAUAUCCUCGCGACCCUGCAAUAUCCUCUAAUCUUUAUUUGUGCAAUAGAAUAACUCACUUUAAAUUAUACAUUACAGUAAAUAUUAGAAAUUUUUAAAUAAAUUUGUAUAUUUUUCCAGGUGUA